Molecule: messenger RNA, 849 nt
Organism: Aaosphaeria arxii CBS 175.79
Lineage: Eukaryota; Fungi; Ascomycota; Dothideomycetes; Pleosporales
Product: peroxisomal d3,d2-enoyl-CoA isomeras-like protein
Exons: 5
Coding region: 1-849 (282 amino acids)
Biological process (GO): fatty acid beta-oxidation
Cellular component (GO): peroxisomal matrix
Source: RefSeq, a predicted model, not a curated record
AUGGCAUCCACAUUCACCGACAUCAAAUUCGAGAUCCGCGGCCAGAUCGGAAUCAUCAAAUUCAACCGCCCCAAAGCACUCAACUCAUUUGGCGGCAACCUGAUCGAAGACACAAUCGCCGCGUUGCGGAUCCUGAACGAGCACCCGGAUACCGUGUUCACGGUGCUGACCGGAGAGGGGAGGUUCUUUUCCGCCGGUGCGGAUGUUAGGGGGUUUGGUGCUGGGGGCAGCGGUGGGCCUCCACAGUAUAAGAAUGACGCUGAGAAGAAAUUGGCGUUUUUGGGGAGGUUUAACUAUGCAACCGAACUCCUCCGCAGCAUGAUCGACCACAAAAAAGUCCUCAUCCUCGCCCUCAACGGCCCCGCCGUCGGCGGAGGCGCCGCCUGGUUCCCCGGCAUCGCCGACAUCGUACUUGCCACAACCGGCAGCUGGUUGCAAUGCCCCUUCAGCGCGCUCGGCCUCGUCCCCGAAAACGGCUCCGCGCUCUCCUUCGCACAGCACAUGGGCAUCCACCGCGCGAACGACUUCCUCAUGUUCGGCACGAAGCUCUCGGCGCAGGAGCUCAAGGACGCGGGCAUGUACAACUACGUGUGGGACAAGACGGGGGAGGAGUUUCAGGCAGAGGUUGUGCGGUUCCUAGAGGGCCAGCUCGAGGGGAAUGACGGGAAGAGUAUGAUGGAGAUGAAGAGGUUGCAGAAUGCGCCGAUUAGGGAUGCGAGGUUGAUCGCUGUGGUCAAUGCGGUGGAUGCACUGGCGGAGAGGUUCGUCGAGGAUGCGCCGACGAAGAGGUUUGCGAAGAAGAAGGCCGAGUUGGAGGCGAAGAGUAAGGAGAGGGGGGCUAAGUUGUAG